Messenger RNA from Parus major (Great Tit), 4944 nucleotides. RefSeq names its product RAD17 checkpoint clamp loader component (gene RAD17). The transcript has 15 exons. Gene Ontology annotation, cellular component: nucleus; Rad17 RFC-like complex. Gene Ontology annotation, biological process: DNA damage checkpoint signaling; DNA repair; mitotic DNA replication checkpoint signaling. Gene Ontology annotation, molecular function: ATP hydrolysis activity; DNA clamp loader activity; chromatin binding. The record is from RefSeq and is a predicted model, not a curated record. Lineage: Eukaryota; Metazoa; Chordata; Aves; Passeriformes; Paridae. The coding region runs from base 1684 to 3930 and encodes 748 amino acids.
AAGGGGCUCUCGGCGGCCCGGUCGUUCCUCCGUGGUCUCUGUCUCAAGUAGUCUCAAGGCCUCUUGUCCUUUUUCACUGGGGGUUGUUCUGACUUUUACUAAAGAGAGAUUUGGUUUGGUGUCACUUGAAGCGACCCUCCCCUUUCACGGGGGUAUCGCGGGUGGCUGUGCAAAUUCGGCCUAAAUUCGGUGUGUGUGACAGUAACGGUGCCGGGCACGGUGCGAGGUGUCCGAGAAGGUGCAGGAGGAACCCCAGAACCUCCUGUAGCCCCGCAAACCGCCCCACAGCCCCCGGCUUUCCAAACCCCUCAGAGGCGGCUCUGGCUGCGGCUGGGUCCGGUGCCAGCCCCAGAGCUGGUCGGUGGCUGUGUGGACACGAUCGUGCAGAGGUCACUGAACCUCACACAGCCUUGUCCUGCAGGAUCGAGGCUGCCAAACCAGAUGUAUUUAUGCGAGUGUACUCGAUAAUGAUUGGAGAAAGAGAUUUUAAUCAGUAUUAUUCACUACACAGUACAGGCGCUAUAACCAAGGCACUGUAAGCACUGCUGUUGUGGAACAACAGCUGAAAUGUGAAUAUGCUUUAUGAACAGUGGAAAUGUGAAGUAAAGGCUGGCCUUGAUGAUCUUGGAGGUGCUUUCCAGCAUUAAUGAUUCUGUGAUUCUUAACACUGAGGCAAUUGUAGUAAAGCCAGCAGAAACAAUUACAGUACUCACCCAAGCUGUGUGCGUUUGGCUCAGCCUCAGGCAGUGACCCUGAGAUCACAUCAUCCCCACUCCAGAAGGAAUCCCCACACCCACCAAGGAGGGAAAUGUCAGGAGACGCUGCCUUUAAAAUCUGGGACGGGGCUUUUGUGGUCUGAAGUGCUGCCCUGUCAGUCAGAUGUGCCCAGGCCGUGCCAGCUCAGCAGCUCUGCAGAAGCUCUCAGUGCUGGUACUUGGUUGUUCCUUUCUCUGGGCAUUUUACCAGCUUCAGCUCUCUCUCAGUCUGUUGAACUUUGGGAUGGAGGAAUCAGCCUGGUUUCAGUAUUAUUCACCCCAAAAGCAGCAUGACAACCCUCCUGUAUUUCCCAGUGGGGGCUUUUCAAGCAGGGCCUUGCUGGAGCUGUUUGAGCCCAUUGCAGACAGAGCCUCCUGCUACACCCAGCUCUGAGUGUCCUGUCUGCCAGCUGCAGUGCUGGUUUAGAGUUUUCACAGCCCUUUUGAGGGAUGCUGUGUCUGCUCUCACAUGUCCCACACCGAGGGGCUGCCACAGGACCCCUGUGGUGUUACUUUGGGGUGAGUCUGCCGCCCUGUCCCAGCAGGAUGUUCCUCAAAUCCAGAAUUAAAUCCUGGUGCUGUUGCCAGCAGUGUUGCUUGUCCUGGCAUGGGCUCUGGUUCAGCCCAAGCUGUGCAGAGCAGCAAACACUCCCUGAUUUUACUGUGCUGCCUCAAUAACUGUCCUCUGCCAUCUCUUCCUAACUUUUAUGCACAAAUGGUUGCACUGUAGAUAUUUUUAAAAAGGGGACAAAAAGUGCCACAUACUGAACACUGCACAGAGAGUGUGAACAUUGCCAUCAUGUAAAAGUGUGAGUGAGCUGACACUGCUUUUUCAUUCUGUUUUGGUUCUUUAGGUUGGAUGUGCAUUUGUGGAGUUCUCAACUUGUUCUGAUUUGCCAGUUUGCUGCCAAAUACUCCUGGCACAAUAAUGCAGCUUUUUUUUUUUAAUACAGAACAACUGUGGAACCCCAGACCAGUUGUACUUGGGACAACCCUAAAACCACCCAGCCCCACCCCGGCCAUGGCAGGGACUCCUUCCACUGUCCCAAGUUUCUCCAAGCCCCGUCCAGCCUGGCCCUGGGCACUGCCAGGCAUGCGGCAAUGUACAUUUGAUAAAUUUGAUAAAAAUCUCCCAUUUUCUACAGAUAGCUGUGCCCAGCGGAGGGGAGGAGAGCGCUGCAUUCCUCCCCAGAUGUUUGUGUUUCUGCAGGUGACAGACUGGCUGUCACAGCCGUUUGAUGAGUUCUUUGGAAGCCCAGGCAUUGCCCCCUGUGCGGUUGCUGUGAAGGCGCUGAGGGGCGGCUCUGGCAGGGGCCGUCGGCAGAAGCAGAGAGACCCGAGCCCCGUGGCAGAGAAGAGCAGAGCCACGGCUCCUCCCAGGAAAAGAGCCAAGCCGUGCGCUGCGGACCCGCCCUGUGCCCGGCCUGGGCGGAGCCGGAGCCAGGCCCAGGAGGAGCUGCCGUGGGUGGAGAGAUACCGACCUGAAAGCCAGAAUGACCUUGCCGUGCAAAAGAAGAAGAUUGAGGAAGUUGAAACCUGGUUAAAAACACACAUAUUUCUGAGGCAGCCAAAGCAGGGUGGCUCUGUCUUGCUGCUGACUGGCCCUCCUGGCUGUGGAAAAACUGCGACUCUGCAAAUUCUAGCCAGAGAUCUUGGCCUUCAGGUGCAAGAAUGGACCAAUCCACUCUCUUUAGACUUCACAAAGGAAGACUUGAGAAAUAUGUUUGGCCAUGACUCAAAUUUUCAUACGUUUCCGAGUCAGGCCCAAGCAGCUCUCUUUCAAGAUUUUCUAUUAAGAGCAAAUAAGUAUAACAAACUUCAGAUGCUUGGGGAGUCCUCAGAAAAUGAUAAAAAGCUUAUUCUUAUUGAAGACAUCCCGAACCAAUUCUACCGAGACCCUGGCAGUCUACAUGAAAUCCUCAGGAGUUUUGUUCGUAGGGGUAGGUGCCCCCUUGUCUUUAUAAUCUCCGAUAACUUCAGUGGAGACAGCAGCCAGAGGUCACUAUUCCCCACAGAAAUUGUAGAGGAGUUGUGUAUAUACAAUAUUAGUUUCAAGCCUGUUGCACCAACAAAUAUGAUGAAAGUUCUUAAUCGAAUAGCUGCAGCAGAAGCCAGUGUGAACAGAGAGAAGAAUUAUGUCCUUGAUAGAACUUCUCUGGAGUUGCUUUGCAGAGGUUGUUCAGGUGACAUAAGAAGUGCAAUAAACAGCCUUCAGUUUUCCUCUAUGAAAGACUGCUCAUUGGAGAGAGAAUUUUGGUCAAAGAAGAAGAAGAACUCCACAAUAAAAUGUGAGGAAGUUUCCAAAGUAAGAAAGAAAAGUAAAUGUGAUACCUCAGAAGACCAGGAGAUACAAGCUAUUGGUGGCAAGGAUGCAUCCAUUUUUCUUUUCCAUGCUUUGGGAAAAAUUAUCUAUUGCAAAAGAGAAGCAGUGUCAGAAGCAGAGUGCCCUCAGCUGCCUGCUCACCUGUCCAAGCACCGCCGGGACACCUUGCUCAUUCAGCCUGAGGAUGUUGUGGAAAAAUCACAUAUGUCUGGAAGCAUGUUCAAUCUAUACCUGCACCAGAACUACGUGGAUUUCUUUUCUGAUAUAGAUGAUGUAGUGAGGGCCAGUGAAUAUCUGAGCACUGCUGAUGUCCUUUGUAGUAACUGGAGUACACGGCUUGUGAUGGAGAGCUACAGUGCCUCUGUGGCUACCCGAGGGGUGAUCCACUCCAAUACAUCCAGAGCCUUUGCCCAGCAGCAGGGGGGCAUGGGGUUCCGACCCUUGCAUAAACCCCAGUGGUUUUUGAUCAAUAAGAAGUAUCAGGAAAAUUGCCUUGCUGCAAAAUCUCUGUUUUCAAGCUUCUGUUUACCCCCCGAGUGCCUUCAGACAGAGCUGCUGCCUUAUCUUGCUAUGUUAGCAAACCCAAUGAGAAACCAAGCUCAGAUUGCUUUUAUCCAAGACGUGGGGAGGCUGCCACUGAAAAGACAUUUUGGCAGGCUGCAGCUGGAAGCUCUGGGUGACAAGGAGCCCGGGCUGCCGCUCCACGGGGACGGUGCCGACGGCGACCCCGAGGGGCUCCCCUCCAGCCAGUCCAGCAGCAGCGACCUGCCUGGCAGCCAGCCCCAGCCCAUCGCAGCACAGGCCAUCCUGGAGGAGGAGGAACUGCGGAUCGAGGAGUAUGACAGCGACUGAGAGAGCGGGACACUCCCUCUGCCGUGCCCGCGCGGAUCCCGGCGCUGCGAGCACUGCUGAAGAGCGUGCUCUGCCCAGCGCUGCUGCGAGCCAUGCACGAGGGCUGGGAGCCCAGGAGGGCUGGCAGCCCUGUCCAGACCUGCUGUGAGUGGACAGACAGUUCCUGGUGCCCUCCUCACUCUGCAGGGCCAGCCCGAGCCCAGUGCUAAGGUACAAGUUAUUUCCUGCCUCUCCUGAGCCAUGAAAUUGCCUUAGGGCAGUAACAAGAGAGAAAUAAAUGACUGAAAUCAGUUUGAAAGAGACUGUAGAUUAGCAGUGUCAGUCUUAAAUUAUUUUUAUUUUUACACAUUUUAAUAUACUUUGCAAUUGUGCAGUGUGUUUCUUGAGCACACAUGCCUUAGGUUGUCAGCAUUUGAAAGGUUUAUUCAAAUUCACUCUUUCAAAAAAGCAGUUGUUUGGAAGUUUAGCCCUUCUGGAAAGAAGAGGCUGAAAUUUACACCUGAAAAGUCUGAUGUCCCAUACUGAUGAUGUAAAGAAAACUUCUACUGUAUCAAUACUGUUUUGUACUCUGACUUACAGAAGACAUAAAUAAGAUCUUCAUGUCUUUAUAAGUGGAACUAAUAUUGUACCAUGCAUUAUUUUGUAUUCCCCUAGGAAAGAUAUUUUCCUAACUUUUAGAGGGGAAAAGGCAGCAACUAAGCAGAAGCUGUACUUUGUAGGAAGUUAAACGUAUAACAUGCAGUUUUUCUCCUUGACUUGCAGUUGUGCUGGGGAAAACACUGAUCCUGUGUUUGGUAACUGACACUUGAUCGAGUGCUGUGGUUAGUAAUACCACAGCAGUGAGGAAAAAAGUCAAACCAAAACAGCUUUGUGUGGUGCUCGUUUGCAUUUCUGUAUUGCUUAUGGCCAGUUUAGAGAGAGAGAACACGUUUAUCCACCCUGACCCCGGAUUAAUGCUAUUAAAGAGUCUGGAUCUGUCCUCUCUCAGGGGACAGGUGUAGCCUUUUCAUCUAA